AUGAAAAUGAUGGCCAGUCGUAACUCACUGUGGGUGCUGCUGUUUAUAGUGAUCUUCUUGGUCUCCUUUACAGUUUUCAGAAACCCUCCAGAGUUGUGGGUGACGUUCAAGUUGCCUGUGUCCUUCAAUCGCUGGAACUCGGUCAUGAACUCCUCAUGCCCUACAGUGCCUCUGAACCCACCAGUUUCACCAAAAGAGACAGAGCUGAGAGUCAAGGAAGUCCUAGAGAAACUAGACAAGCAGAUUCCUCCCAGGCCCUUCCCCCACCUCAACACCACCACCAGCGCCACACACAGCAUAGCCACCAUCCUCAAGCCUCGAGACAAGUACUGCGUGGGGGACCAGCUGCAUGUGCUGCUGGAGGCUAGGGAUUACCUGGGACGCAGAAAGGAAUAUGGUGGGGACUUCCUGAGAACCAGGAUGUCCUCCCCAGCCCAGAAGGCAGGCGCCUCCGGAAAGGUGACAGACUUCAACAAUGGCACCUACCUCAUCAGUUUCACUCUGUUCUGGGAGGGCCAGGUCUCCCUGUCUGUCCUUCUCAUACACCCCAGUGAAGGAGUGUCAGCUCUCUGGAGAGCAAGGAACCAAGGCUAUGAUAGAGUUACCUUCACUGGCCAGUUUGUCAAUGGUGCCUCUCAGGUCCACACUGAAUGUGCCCUGAUCCUAAACUCAAGUGUCAAGCUGUGCCAAUACCUGGAUGCCCAGGACCAAGAAGCUUUCUACUGUGUGAAGCCUCCAGAUGUUCCCUGUGCUGCCCUUACCCACAUGCACUCGAAGAACAAGGAUGUUUCCUAUCUUAGCCAGCAGGAGAAGAGCCUCUUUGUAAGGUCAAAUAUAGGUGUGGAGAUUAUGGGAAAAUCCAAUGUGAUUAGUGUCUCCAAAUGCAACACGGCUCCAAUGAAAGAGAAAUGCAAGUUCGGGAUGGCAUCUGUAACCCCUAGUGGGUAUGUCUGGAAGAACACCUGGAAUCCGGCCUCCUGCAGUUUGGCUCCCAUCAAAAUCAAAGACUGCCUGCGAGGAAAAUUCAUCCAUUUAAUGGGUGACUCCACACUCCGCCAGUGGAUGGACUACUUCAAAAGCAUAGUCAACACACUGAGGUCUGUAGAUCUGCAUGAGAUUGGAAAACUGAAACACCAACUUGCUGUGGACUUGGAUGAGAAAAUCAACAUCCAGUGGCAAAAACAUGGUUACCCCCUUAUUGGAUCAUUGGUCUACUCUGUUAAAGAAAUAGAGAACAUUGCACGGAUAAUUGACAGAACUGGAGGAGAGAAAAACACAGUCAUCGUCAUUUCUCUGGGCCAGCAUUUCAGACCUUUUCCCAUUGAUGUUUUCAUCCGAAGGGCUGUCAAUGUUCACAGAGCUCUUCAGCGUCUUCUUCUGAGAAGCCCAGAUACUAUGGUUGUCCUCAAAACAGAAAACAUCAGGGAGUUGAGCAGUGAUGUGGAAAGAUUUAGUGACUUCCACGGUUACACCCAGUAUCUUGCCUUAAAGGAUAUUUUCCAGGAUCUCAAUGUGGGUGUCAUUGAUGCCUGGGAUAUGACAAUUGCAUAUGGCACAAACAAUGUCCAUCCACCACAGCAUGUAGUCGGAAGUCAAAUUGAUAUAUUCUUAAAUUAUAUUUGCUAGGGAACACACAACUCUGAAAGUCACUCAGUGAACUUAAAAGAUACAGUGAAUCCUGCUGGCAUGACAAAUGCCAGGAUGUCCCUGGACAUAUUAUCAAGAAGAUAAUCUGUACUAUGGUCCACCCAGUUCAACCUAAAAAGCCAUUCCUACACUGGGUUUCUGCUUAAAGUUGAAGCUCAAAAGAAUCAGUGAAAGAUUUGACCUUUUUAUUAGAGUCAUGUUGCUCUUUAUCAGUUGGCAGUUAGGAUCCUUGUGAUGAGACCUCCCUGUUGCUAUGAAUUCAAAACGAUGAAGUAAUUUUGAUAAAAUUCUUAAAGGGUCUUUGAUUCGAUUUGUAAAUAUUUUGUCAAUAAUUUUUAUAUUCGUUGUCAUCAUGGAAAUUGAUCUGUACUUUUAUUUCUUGGUCAUAUCUCAGAAUUUGACAUCAGGCCAAAACAGAUUUCAA
This is a messenger RNA of Psammomys obesus (fat sand rat), 2071 nucleotides long. It is a transcript of the gene Nxpe4, whose product is annotated as neurexophilin and PC-esterase domain family member 4. Lineage: Eukaryota; Metazoa; Chordata; Mammalia; Rodentia; Muridae. The transcript has 5 exons. Bases 1 to 1626 code for a protein of 541 amino acids. The record is from RefSeq and is a predicted model, not a curated record.